This is a messenger RNA of Phasianus colchicus (ring-necked pheasant), 949 nucleotides long. The record is from RefSeq and is a predicted model, not a curated record. Lineage: Eukaryota; Metazoa; Chordata; Aves; Galliformes; Phasianidae.
CUCACUGAGCAGAAAGUCAUUUCUUUCCAUGGCUGCCUCACACAGCUCUUCUUCUAUUCAGUAUUUGUCACCACGGAAGCCUUCUUUCUGGCCAUCAUGGCAUACGACCGCUGCGUGGCCAUCCGCUGGCCUCUGCACUACUUGGUGGUCGUGUCCCGCAGGGUCUGCAUGCAGCUGGUGGUUGGCUCCUACGUGGCUGGCAGCCUGAACGCCUUGGUGCACACCACAGCUCUCCUCCAGCUGUCCUUCUGUGGCCCAAAUGUGCUGAAACAUUUCUACUGUGAAAUCCCACCGCUCCUGCAGCUCUCGUGCACUGACACCUGGCUCAACCGGGUCUUGAUGCUCUCGUGUGCGGGCUUCCUCGUUGCCUUCUUGGCCUUGGCCAUCCUUGUCUCCUACACAUUCCUUCUGCUCACCGUCUGCAGCAUCCGCUCUGCGCAGGGCCGGCACAAAGCCUUCUUCACCUGCACCUCCCAUCUCACCGCUCUCAGCCUCUUCUGUGGCUCUGCAGCUUUCUUGUACCUCCACCCUCUCUCCAGUCGCGUGGAAGAGGAAAGGAAAACAGCCUCCGUCUUCUACACGGUGGUGACCCCCAUGCUUAACCCCUUCAUCUACAGCCUGCGGAACACGGAGGUGAGGAGUGCUCUGAGCAGAGCUGUGAGGAAGGUCCCCUCCUGCAGCCAUUGCCAGCAGUCUCCCUUCAACCACAUUCCAACAGGUGCCACACAUCACAGCAGAUCGUUGGACGCCUGAUGCAACAGGGGCAUUGUACGUUCCUGCACCUCUCCUGAGAAGAACCUAUUUUGCCUUGGGCUGGGCAUUGUGUGGAUGAUGCUUUUCCAAGGGCUGAGUCCACUGGAGAAGGAAUGACUUGUAAUUUUGAAUUUAGGUAGGAUGAAGGAAAGGAAGAAGAGCAGUAGUAGAAACUCUUCCACUGCUGGUGAAUCCU